This is a messenger RNA of Grammomys surdaster, 539 nucleotides long. RefSeq names its product bile salt sulfotransferase 1-like. Gene Ontology annotation, molecular function: sulfotransferase activity. NCBI's taxonomy places the organism in Eukaryota, Metazoa, Chordata, Mammalia, Rodentia, Muridae. Gene Ontology annotation, biological process: sulfation. The record is from RefSeq and is a predicted model, not a curated record. Gene Ontology annotation, cellular component: cytoplasm. Bases 39 to 539 code for a protein of 166 amino acids. The transcript is spliced from 3 exons.
GGCUAGAAUCCUAGCAGCACCUAAAAAGGAAGCUAUUCAUGAUGUCAGGCUAUAGUUGGUUUGAAGGAAUACCUUUUCCUGCCAUUUGGUUUCAAAAAGAAAUUAUGGAAGAUGUUCGUAAUAAAUUUGUGAUGAAAGAAGAAGACUUGAUCAUAUUGACUUAUCCCAAGUCAGGAACGAACUGGCUGAUUGAGAUUGUCUGCUUGAUUCAGACCAAGGGAGAUCCAAAGUGGAUCCAAUCUGUGCCCAAUUGGGAACGCUCACCUUGGUUAGAGUCUGAAAAUGGAUAUCCUGUACUCAUCCAUAAGGAAGGACCACGACUCAUUACCUCUCAUCUUCCCAUCCAUCUUUUCUCCAAGUCUUUUUUCAGUUCCAAGGCCAAGGUGAUCUAUCUCAUCAGAAAUCCCAGAGAUGUUCUUGUUUCUGGUUAUUUUUUCUUGGAUAAGUUAAACCCUGGGAAGAAUCCAGAAUCACUGGGAACUUAUCUUGAAUGGUUCCUCAAAGGCAAUGGUGAGUAUCCUGUGAAAUAUAGGAGAUGA